GAAAAAAAACCCUAGUCCCGUGACCUCCACCACCCUCUUCACUCUCCAUUUUUUCACUCCCACAACUCUUCACCAUCACCCCGACUCAUCCUUCUCCAUCUCUGCUGCAACUGCGGUAGCCGCCGCCGUAUUCUACGUAAGCAUUGCCGUGUGUCGAGUUAGGUCGCAGUUUUCAUCAUUUCCAUGGCGGUCGAUAAACUUCUGAAAGAUGAAGCCAGCGAAGAGAAGGGAGAGCGUGCUAGAAUGGCAUCAUUCGUUGGCGCUAUGGCAAUUGCUGAUUUGGUUAAGACAACAUUAGGACCAAAGGGGAUGGAUAAAAUUCUCCAAUCUACUGGGAGAGGACGGCAAGUCACUGUCACCAAUGACGGUGCCACCAUUUUAAAAUCUCUCCAUAUCGAUAACCCAGCUGCCAAAGUUCUCGUCGAUAUUUCAAAAGUUCAAGAUGAUGAGGUGGGUGAUGGUACAACCUCAGUUGUUGUUUUGGCUGGAGAACUUCUAAGGGAAGCAGAGAAGUUGGUUGCUUCAAAGAUUCACCCAAUGACAAUUAUAGCAGGUUAUAGAAUGGCUGCAGAAUGUGCUCGUAAUGCCUUGCUGCAGAAAGUGGUGGAUAACAAAGCAGAUAUAGAGAAAUUUAAAUCAGACUUGAUGAAGAUUGCAAUGACUACUUUGAGUUCCAAAAUUCUCUCGCAAGACAAGGAGCAUUUUGCUAAAUUGGCAGUGGAUGCUGUAAUGAGGCUAAAGGGGAGCACAAACUUAGAGUCAAUUCAAAUUAUCAAGAAACCUGGAGGAUCAUUGAAGGAUUCCUUUUUAGAUGAAGGGUUUAUUCUUGACAAGAAAAUUGGUAUUGGCCAACCUAAACGCAUAGAGAAUGCCAAAAUUUUAGUGGCAAAUACUGCUAUGGAUACCGACAAAGUUAAGAUUUAUGGUGCUCGUGUUCGUGUUGACUCGAUGUCAAGAGUUGCUGAGAUUGAGGGUGCUGAAAAGGAAAAAAUGAGAGAGAAGGUGAAGAAGAUAAUUGGUCAUGGAAUCAACUGCUUUGUUAACAGACAGUUGAUCUACAAUUUCCCAGAGGAACUAUUUGCAGAUGCUGGAAUACUUGCUAUUGAGCAUGCUGAUUUUGAUGGCAUUGAACGUCUGGCUUUAGUAACUGGUGGUGAAAUUGCUUCAACUUUUGACAAUCCCGAAUCUGUGAAACUUGGAUAUUGCAAGUUGAUUGAGGAGAUUAUGAUUGGCGAGGACAAACUGAUCCAUUUUUCAGGUGUGGAAAUGGGUCAGGCUUGUACAAUUGUGCUGAGGGGUGCAAGCCAUCACGUCCUUGAUGAGGCUGAAAGGUCUCUGCAUGAUGCCUUAUGUGUACUGUCUCAGACGGUCAAUGACAGCAGGGUCGUGCUUGGAGGUGGAUGGCCAGAGAUGAUCAUGUCAAAAGAAGUGGAUGAGUUGGCUAGGAAGACUCCCGGGAAGAAAUCACAUGCUAUUGAAGCAUUUUCGCGGGCUCUACAGGCUAUUCCAACAAUUAUUGCUGAUAAUGCUGGGUUGGAUAGUGCUGACUUGAUUGCUCAGCUCCGGGCUGAGCAUCACAAGGAGGGUUGCAAUGCAGGGAUUGAUGUCAUCUCUGGAUCGGUAGGAGAUAUGGCAGAACUUGGUAUUUCAGAAGCAUUCAAAGUCAAGCAAGCCAUAUUGCUUUCUGCAACAGAGGCAGCUGAGAUGAUCCUUAGAGUUGAUGAAAUAAUCACUUGUGCCCCUCGGAGGAGAGAAGAUAGAAUGUAAAAGAGUGCAGUGUGUCUAUUUGUAGGUGGCAGUGGCAGACAUCGUCUCUUUAAGGGCUGUUGUUAUCUUAUGCCAUAUUUAUUAUUGCCAUCAGUGUUAGUGCUGUGAAUGUUUGUUACAUGUAAGGUUGGAUUUUGUAGGGAGGUUGCAUUUUCUUGCAAGAAUUUUGGGUUUCUUUUACUGCCAAAUUUUUGUGAUCAGUGUGGGUGUAAUGUCAUUCAUUCAUCGACUGAUAAUAGGGCUGGGAAGUUCGGUUCAUGAGACUGCAGCGGAGUGGAGCCAGCCACGACACGAAGUUCCUUAUCUAAGCUGGAUUUCACUGGUGUGUUAUUUGGGUUUGGCUACCUUAUUCUUGUGUUUUUUUACCUAUUUUCCCCCGUUCUUUGCCAAAGGAUGUUUGUGCUGGUGUCCAAGAUUCAUCUCGGAUUCUGAGUUUUUUAAAAUUUAAGGUAAAAGGUGCAGCAGCGAUCUUUUCUUUCAUUCUAAACUUCUGGAAUUUGAAUCCUCUCACCCGAGAGGUCUAAUCAGGCUUCUGUACUUUGAACUUUAGUUUCAUUUUAAUGUGUAGUUUUUCUGUGUUUGAAAUGAA
Benincasa hispida (wax gourd) is the source of this 2356-nucleotide messenger RNA. Its product is annotated as TCP-1/cpn60 chaperonin family protein. The record is from RefSeq and is a predicted model, not a curated record. Gene Ontology annotation, cellular component: chaperonin-containing T-complex; cytosol. NCBI's taxonomy places the organism in Eukaryota, Viridiplantae, Streptophyta, Magnoliopsida, Cucurbitales, Cucurbitaceae. Gene Ontology annotation, biological process: protein folding. Gene Ontology annotation, molecular function: ATP-dependent protein folding chaperone; ATP hydrolysis activity; ATP binding.